Tarenaya hassleriana is the source of this 2481-nucleotide messenger RNA. RefSeq lists its product as uncharacterized. Lineage: Eukaryota; Viridiplantae; Streptophyta; Magnoliopsida; Brassicales; Cleomaceae. Gene Ontology annotation, molecular function: alpha-(1->6)-fucosyltransferase activity. Gene Ontology annotation, biological process: protein N-linked glycosylation. The transcript has 9 exons. The coding region runs from base 536 to 2227 and encodes 563 amino acids. The record is from RefSeq and is a predicted model, not a curated record.
CCACAAAAAAUAAAAAUCGUAUCUUUUUUUUUUCUGUUUAGAAAACGAAACAAAAAUCAGAUAGUAUCUAACAGUUAUGGUUCUCUCCUCUGAUAUCUCCUUGAUUAUAUAACAAUCCGUUAGAAGGGGUUUAUCACCUUUUCCUUCUCUCCCUUUUUUUUCCAUGUUCAGGAGAAAAAACAAAGUUUAAGAUUGGAUCUCUAGCUAAAAAGACUGAGAAUUUACGAAGGGAAGGAGAAGAUAGGAAGAUGGACCACGUCAUGAAGAAACAACAAAUUGGCAUCAAAGCAAAGCAUUUUAAUUUAUUUUAGAGUGAAAAAGCUGAGAGGGAUUUGAUUGCAUGUGAUUCUCGGUUUCUAGUUGGUUGGGUUGGCUAGAUAAAGAAAGAAAGAAGGGAAAAGUGUGUUUGUUUCUCGAGAAAAUUGUAGGUAGGAAGAAGAUGAUGAUCAUCUCCUGAGGAGAAACAAGUGGGUUUGUUUGUAAUCAAAGGGGUUGUUUGGUUGCUGAGAAAAUCUCAAUCAGAAAGGGAGAGAAAAUGGAAGGAAACGGCACGAGAACACUGGAGAGAGUGGUAUCAGAGAAGGCGAUGAAGCUAGGAAGUUCAUUUCCAUGCCAAAUCUGCGUGGUUGGGUUUCUAUGUGGAAUCUGCCUCACUUCACUCUUCUUGGCUGCCAUCACCUCCCUCGCCGGCUUCGAACUCGCCGGAAUUUCCUUCUCCGCCGUCCAAUUCAGUUCCUCCUCUCAGUCCAUCAAUAUGGUCGGAAGCAUAGGCCGUAGCCCUAAACCGACGGAACAGAAACUCGAACCAGAGGAAGAAGAUUCAGUAAACCUCUUGGUCUCAGCUUGGGAGGAGCUUCUGAAACUGAAACAUGAUGACAGAGAGGUGUUCUUCUUCAAGAAACUAGGGUUGAACCGUUCUAAUGUCCCCAACGCUCCACAUCUGGAGAAUUGCAAGCUGAGCAAACGCAGGAGCGAGCGUUUGGAUACUCGGAUAGGGAACGAGACGUUCCCGCCAUGGACAAGCUGGAAGGGGGGACAUCAUCAAGCUUUGUCCGAAGCCGAACGUGCUUAUCCUCCUUGGGUCGAUGGAGCGGACGAGGAUAACUACCCGUUGACGAGGAAAGUGCAACGCGACUUAUGGAUCCAUCAGCACCCGCCGGACUGCGAGAAUCCGAACGUUAAGUUCCUCGUAGUCGACUGGGAAAGACCGCCUGGUUUCGGCAUCGGAGCUCAGAUUGCCGGGAUGACGGGUUUUCUCGCCAUUGCGGUGAAGGAAAAUCGGGUUCUCGUUACCGAUUACUACAACCGAGCAGACCAUGAUGGCUGCAGAGGUCCGUCUCGUGCGAGCUGGUCGUGUUACUUCUUACCCGAAACGUCUCGAGAGUGUCGAGACCGUGCAUUUGAGCUCGUAAGAAGGAAAGAGGCAUGGGAGACGGGAACAGUGACCAGAAAACAUAACUAUAGUUCGAAGGAGAUAUGGUCGGGGAGCACACCGAGGUUAUGGGGCGAACCUUGGAAUUACAUGAAGCCCACGACGGAGAUCAAUGGAAGUUUCGUGUCGGUUCACCGGAAAAUGGACCGGCGAUGGUGGAGAGCUCAGGCAGUGAGAUACCUGAUGAGAUUCCAAACAGAGUACACUUGCGGUCUGAUGAACGCCGAACGCCACUCUGCAUUCGGGUUUGAAGCUGCAAAGCUCGUUCUCUCGGGGGUCAACCGAAACUGGCCAAAGGAGGCGAAGGAGAGCUCGAGGUCGGAAAUGGAGGAAUACGUCUGGUCGAAUCACAAGCCAUGGAUUCCACGGCCAUUGCUAAGCGUGCACGUCCGGAUGGGUGACAAAGCCUGCGAGAUGAAGAUCGUCGCAUUAGACGAAUAUAUGCGUCUCGCCGACCGGAUCAGAGCCCGGUUUCCACACCUCAAAAGCAUAUGGCUUUCUACCGAAAUGCAGGAAGUCAUAGAGAGAAUGGAGGAAUACCCGGAAUGGAGAUUCUACUACACGAAGAAAGUGAAGAGGCAAGUCAGGAACGUGUCAAUGGCAGGAUACGAGGCGAGCCUCGGGAGAGAGACGAGCACGAACUAUCCGCUGGUGAACUUCUUGAUGGCAUCAGAGGCAGAUUUCUUCAUCGGAGCAUUGGGUUCCACUUGGUGUUUCCUCAUCGACGGCAUGAGGAACACCGGCGGCAAAGUCAUGUCCGGUUAUCUCAGCGUCAACAAAGACAGAUUCUGGUAAAAACCAGUUCAAAGAUUCGACCUUUUCUCUCCAAAAGGACGCAACCUUUCUGGUGCUUUGUACAUAGCAACUUCGGUAUAGAGUAAAUCUUAGGUUUUUCCGGUAAAAACCCACAUCUCACAUCUGUCGAUCCACUUCCAAGUUUCGACCUUUUCGUCAUAAAAACAAAAGUCGAAUCCUUUCUGGUGUUUUGUACAUAGAAGUUCGGUAUUAUGGUAUAUACAGAAGUAUCCAAACAGAAACUCUUGAAAACC